UCAGAAUAUAAAAAAUGGGUCAAAUAAUACGUAUAUGACUUUGAUUCGUUAAACGUUUUUGUGGAAUACUAGUGUGGCUCUCAUGGAGGGCUUGGGUCCUUUGUCCCGGAUCAUCUCGGCCACCGGGAGCACUGUUGGACCACACGGUGUGCGCUGUCGCGUCACUGGAGACCACCGACGCGCUCAGCUUGGCACAGUGCAGUAGCGUCUCGCUCCGGGUGAACAGGGAGGCAAAUUGACACUUUUGAUGGUGUGCUAACCACCACAUGCCCACAUGACAACGCCAUGGUGGUGGUGUCGAUGAAACGGAAUGGAGUCACGCGCGGUGGACCAUGAAUGACAGGUACCACAAGGCGGCCAGGGACGGCUACCUGGACCUGCUGAAGGAGGCGACCAGGAAGGAUCUCAACGCACCGGACGAGGAUGGCAUGACACCGACGCUAUGGGCUGCUUAUCACGGCAACCUGGAAGCUCUGCGGCUGAUUGUGGCCAGGGGAGGAGACCCAGACAAGUGUGACAUAUGGGGGAACACGCCUCUACACCUGGCAGCUGCCAAUGGUCACCUCAACUGCCUUUUCUUCCUGGUGUCUUUUGGAGCCAACAUAUGGUGCCUGGACAAUGAUUACCACACACCUCUGGACAUGGCUGCCACAAAGAAUCACAUGGAUUGUGUCCGCUACCUGGAUUCCAUCGCUGCCAAGCAGACGGCUCUCAAUCCCAAGCUGGUCAGCAAGUUGAAAAACCGGGCGUUUGGCGAUGCUGAGCGGCGAAUCAAACAGUGUGUGAAGAUGCAGAAGAAACACCACAAACGAAUGGAGCGAAAGUUUCAUAAAGAGGCCUCUGAGGCUUCCGCUUCAGAUGUCAUGAGCUUUUCCAGCUAUACCAGCAGCUCCAUAAGCCACAAGCUACGCAACUUUAACACAGCCACUGUCAGUGUGCCAUAUUCUCAGGCAACUCUCCAUGCCACAAACCGAGGAAAAACAAAGAUCCAGAAGAAGCUGGAGAAAAGGAAGCAAGGAGAUGGCACUUUUAAAAUCUACGAAGAUGGAAGAAAGAGUGUGCGCUCUCUUUCUGGACUUCAGCUGGGUAAUGAUGUCAUGUUUGUCAAACAAGGGACGUACAUCAACUCAAAAGAACGUGGCCGCCGCAAUGUUCGCGAUAUGUUUCCAAGAGACAAUGAUGAUGCCAUUUCACGUGCCAUGAGUGAGCCAGACCUCCACGGCCCAGAUGUGGACUACUCUGAGAUCAGUACCGACUCUGGACAUGAUUCCCUGUUCAACCGACCUGGUCUCGGCACAAUGGUCUUUAGGAGGAACUAUGUGAGUGGGGGCAUGUUUGACCUUGGCGGUCGUGAUGCAGCUAGUGUGUCCCAGUCAGGCAAUAAUGUGCGUUUACGUAGUCGGCUGCAGCAAUAUCCAAGUAUGGAUGAAGACAGUAUUGGGAGUGCACACAGCCUGCAGGAGAGGAAUGUGGAAGAGCUGCCCUGGGAAGAAAUCGAACUGGGGCUGGAUGAUGAUGAUGAGCCUGGUACAAGCCCUCUGGAGGUCUUUCUUGCUACACAAAGCAUGAGCGAGUUUAAUUCCAUCUUCAAGAGGGAGAAGAUUGACCUAGCAGCACUGUUGUUGUGCUCUGACCAUGAUUUAAAGAGUAUCCAUAUUCCUUUAGGACCAAGGAAAAAGAUAUUAGAUGCUUGUAAGAGACGGCUCGAGACCAUAGAGGACCCUGACUGCAUCGAGGACACAGAACUAUAAUCAAAGUCAUGCAUUGCCAUCCUGCUGUGUGCUCAUCGGGGCGCUAAUGGUCAGUGGAGUGUUGUGGGACGUUGGCCAAGUGAGUGAAUGUCACCAAUGAGCUGAGAGGACUUAAUGAUUUACUUCUCCUCGUAACUCUGUGGCAGUCGAGCAGAAGAGGCAUUGUCACAAUGAAUAUGUCAAGCUAAAGGAUAUAAGGGUGAGAUAAAUUCCUUAAAUGAUUCAUUUACAGUUUUUUUUUGCUCAGAGAGAUCACAGAAGUGAUUUUUAUGUGUCGGAUGGAUGACCGGAGUCUUCUGCACGGCAUGGUUUCACAAACUGAAAGACAGUCAUCAGAGUGCAGCAAUGUGUUGCAUUGUUGAAUUAUCUUACAAAGAGCUGAUUGUAGGGUCCCUGUUACUGAACAUGUUUUCCCCUGUGGGGUAAAUUUUACCAUCUCAUGUGCCUGCAAUGCUUGUGCCUGUGCAUUUGCUUAAAUGUGAUCUUUAUACCUUUACACUGACUUUGUUAUUAGGAGCAAUAUGAUCAAGAGUUGUAUUUAAUUAUGUUUCAUUACUGUGUAUGUUUACUUACAAGAAGCCAUGCCCAUCUAAAUGUGGCUCACAAGUAAUGAAAAGCCAAUUGUACAAUGAAAUUGCUCUAAUUUACUGUAAUGUUUUAUACUAUGUGAAUAGACAGUAUUUUCUGUUGCAGUUUUUUUUUUGUUUGUUUUUAUUACACAACCUAACAACACAUUAAGAUCACACUAAGGUACUUAUUAGCCUUUGUAUGCCACUCAUGUCAGUCUUCCAGCAAUCUGUACCUUUCUUUUUCUAAUAAUUUACAGCUGCCCAGAAGCUAGAUUUACUGGAAAUAAAGGUAGUCUUUCCAAGGCU
Molecule: messenger RNA, 2626 nt
Organism: Melanotaenia boesemani (Boeseman's rainbowfish)
Lineage: Eukaryota; Metazoa; Chordata; Actinopteri; Atheriniformes; Melanotaeniidae
Gene: ush1ga
Product: Usher syndrome 1Ga (autosomal recessive)
Exons: 4
Coding region: 333-1751 (472 amino acids)
Biological process (GO): sensory perception of sound; sensory perception of light stimulus; equilibrioception
Molecular function (GO): protein binding
Source: RefSeq, a predicted model, not a curated record